This is a messenger RNA of Pediculus humanus corporis (human body louse), 627 nucleotides long. RefSeq lists its product as uncharacterized. Gene Ontology annotation, cellular component: membrane. The record is from RefSeq and is a predicted model, not a curated record. Lineage: Eukaryota; Metazoa; Arthropoda; Insecta; Psocodea; Pediculidae. Bases 1 to 627 code for a protein of 208 amino acids. Gene Ontology annotation, biological process: potassium ion transmembrane transport; stabilization of membrane potential. Gene Ontology annotation, molecular function: potassium ion leak channel activity. The transcript has 2 exons.
AUGGAAGAAUUACAACAAAAGCAAUUACAAGAACCAUUUUAUUUUCAUUCAUCAUCUUCCGUUGGUGGCGGGGGUGGUGGUGGUGGUGGUGGGAGUUUGACAAAAGGCCAACAAAUAAAUCCAAAUUCGAUUUUUACAGACAACAAAGACAUGUUAAUCGAUGAAGAUUGGAAUUUCAAAAGCACCGGAAGUAUAUUAGCACCUUUGACCUUAUGUUUGUUAAUAAUGGUGACGUACAUAAUACUCGGGUCUAUUUUGUUUGUUAAAUUAGAAUCGUGGCCGUUCACGGAUUGUUGUUUUUUCUGUUUCAUGAGUUUAAGUACAAUUAAUUUAACGGAUUUAAUUAUAUUAAAAAAAAAUAUUAAAAAUACAACUGUGUGGUUGUGUUCCAUAUACAUAUUAACUGGAUUAGCCUUAACCGCAAUGUGUUUCAACAUACUACACGAAGAGCUUUUGAAAAGGCUCAAACGACAACUCAUGAGCGGUUUAUACACUCCACCGGAUUCAGAAUAUGAUAAUAAUAAUAAAAAUAAAAAAAAAUUAAAGAAAAAAAGAAAAAUGUAUGUUCAGGCGGAAGAUGUCGUCGUACCCGGACCGGAUUUAUAUACAUCAUCAUCAUCAUCAUGA